GCGGUCCGGAGCCGCGCUACGCUUUCCGCCCCCAUCCUUUCCUUUGUUUCCACGGCGAGGAAAUUAGGACGCGGCAUUAAUCUAAUCCUCGCACGCAUCUCCAUUUCGAGACAACCUACAUCGACGCGGCGAAGUCAAUCGGAGAGAAGGAAAAGAUUCCGAGAUCCCAAAGACAGCUCCACCUCCGCCCCCAGAGAGGAACCCUAAAAGCUAAUCGACCGUGGAAUCCGAUACCAGAGGGCGGCCCUUCUAACCUCGCCCCCCGCCAUGACAUCCCCCUUCGCCUUCCUCUCCUUCCGCCGGCGGCGAUCGCCCCUCUCCGGCGCAUACUUCGUCCCCGGUGACCUCUCGGGCGCCGCCCUCUUCCACGCCCUCGCCGCCCUCUCCGCCGACGUCGCCCGACAUUCUUCCUUGUCCCAGUGCCGCAACGCCAGGUCCCUCGUCCGCAGGAUCCGGAUCCUCGCUGUCCUCUUCGAGUUCCUCGAGGAAUCCUUCGCGUCUUCCCCUUCCUCCCCUCUCCCGCCGUGGUUCCCCGCCUCGGCGGCCCUUUGCUUCCGGGAGCUCUACAUCUUCGUCUAUCGGACCAAGCUCCUCCUCGACUACUGCUCCCAGUCGAGCCGGCUCUGGCUGCUGUUGAGGAACCCCCAGAUCUCGGGCAAUUUCCACGACCUCACCCAGGAGCUGGCCACGGUGCUAGACGUCCUCCCUCUCGACGAUCUCCGCCUCGCCGCCGACGUGCGCGAGCAGAUCGAGCUUCUCCGGCGGGAGUGCAGGCGAUCCAAGCUCUUCGUCGACCCUGAUGACGAGGAGCUCUGCCGCAAGAUCUUCUUUUUCUUGGGUCAGUUCGAGACCGGCGAGGCUCCGGAUCCUGCGGAGCUUCGGGACACGUUCGUCCACCGUCUGGGGAUCCGCGAUGUUCGGGCCUGCCGGACGGAGAUCGAAUUCUUGGAGGGGCAGAUCUCUAAUCAGGAGGAAGACAUGGAUCUCCCUCUCGUCAGUGGAGUCAUCGCGCUCACCCGGUAUUGUAGGUUCUUGCUGUUUGGGUUCCAAGAAAUGGAUGUCAAGAAGCCUUUCAGUGAUCAGGGUAUGACAUCGAGUAAGCGAUUGUUGAGUCAGGGGAGCGGUAGUUUCUCCUUGACGAUCCCCAAGGACUUCUGCUGCCCGAUUUCACUCGAUCUGAUGAAAGAUCCGGUGGUCGUCUCCACAGGUCAGACUUACGAUCGUGCAUCCAUCACCCAGUGGAUGGAAGAAGGGCAUCGCACUUGCCCUAAUUCGGGACUGACCCUUUCAAAUAGCCGUCUCGUGCCAAACAGAGCUCUGGCAAGCUUGAUUUCCCAGUGGUGUGCCUCCUAUGGAAUCCCAUAUGGAACCCCUGAGGGCGCCGGCAUUCCAGCUGAGAGCACUGCGGCAGCAUGUGCCAGCAGAGCAGCAAUCGAAGCAAACAGAGCCACGUCAAGAAUCUUAGUGCAGCAGCUAUCAGCUGGUUCACAGGAAUCAAAGACCGUCGCUGCCUGUGAGCUCAGGUUGCUGGCAAAGACUGGCAAGGAGAACAGGUCUUUCAUUGCAGAGGCAGGGGCAAUCCCUGCUCUCUGCCGGCUCUUACGUUCUUCGAAUCCGGUUGCUCAAGAGAAUGCGGUGACCGCAAUAUUGAACAUAUCCAUUCACGAUGGUAACAAGAGCCGGAUCAUGGAUGAGGAAGGAUGCUUGAAAUUGAUUGUUUAUGUUUUGAGGCAUGGAUUGACCAAUGAGGCAAGGGAGAAUGCGGCAGCCACACUGUUCAGUCUGUCUGCUGUUCAUGACUUCAAGAAAAUGAUUGUUGAUGAGCAGGGUGUUGUGGCAGCGUUGGCCAAUUUGCUGAUGCAGGGAAGCUCGAGAGGGAAGAAAGAUGCAGUGAUGGCCUUGUUCAAUCUUUCAACUCACCCGCAAAGCUGGUCUCGGAUGUUGGAUAUAGGUGCAGUUUCAGCGUUGGUGGGGGCACUGAGAGAUGAAUGUGUGGCGGAAGAGGCUGCCGGUGCUCUGGCAUUGCUCAUGAGACACCCCAUUUUGGCACAGACAGUUGGGAGUGAGGACACUGCGAUUACGAAUCUGGUGGGUCUAAUGAGGAGGGGAACCCCGAAGGGAAAGGAAAAUGCAGUUGCAGCAUUGCAGGAGAUGUGUCGACGUAGUGGUUUACCUGUGACACAGAAGGUAGCAAGGAUGCAGGUGUUGGGUGGGUUGAUCCAAACCAUCUUGUUAACCGGGACAAAGAGGGCUAGAAGAAAGGCUGCAUUACUUGCUAGGAUGUGCCAGAGAUGCGAGGGACCGAUAGCAACGACACUUGGAAACGAAUGGGCUAUGAAUCAUGCAUUAGCGAGAACCAACUCCUUAAGGGAUUCAAGUUUCCGAAGUGGGGAUGUAUCUGUCUCAGUAUCCAUGGCAAGACAAGUACCUGUGCUAUAGCCUUCGUGUUCAUUUUGCAGUCGCCGUGUACAUCACUCUUGGUAAGUUGGUGGGAGAUUCUUUUAUUGAUGCUGGAGUGAGCGAAAUUGUUGGUAAAAGCUGAACCAAUACUGUUUUAAAUGAAACAUGCCCUGUGAAUAAUGGUGCAACUUCUUACAUGUUUAGGUUAUGUAAUCAUUCGAUACACUCAUUUGAUACACCCUUAUAAGGAUUGGAAUGCUUAGUCUACCUACCUAAGCAGCUACCAAGUGAUGGAAGCUAAAUCAUGUUUUUUGGUUCAGAUUGUCUCAACUUUGUUAUCUUAAAUCUCACUGUUAAUUGUUA
Messenger RNA from Musa acuminata AAA Group (dessert banana), 2763 nucleotides. RefSeq names its product U-box domain-containing protein 17-like. Lineage: Eukaryota; Viridiplantae; Streptophyta; Magnoliopsida; Zingiberales; Musaceae. The transcript has a single exon. The record is from RefSeq and is a predicted model, not a curated record. Bases 268 to 2439 code for a protein of 723 amino acids. Gene Ontology annotation, molecular function: ubiquitin-protein transferase activity; protein binding. Gene Ontology annotation, biological process: protein ubiquitination.